Messenger RNA from Solea senegalensis (Senegalese sole), 3938 nucleotides. It is a transcript of the gene rtkn2, whose product is annotated as rhotekin 2. The record is from RefSeq and is a predicted model, not a curated record. The annotation marks the transcript as partial. The transcript has 7 exons. NCBI's taxonomy places the organism in Eukaryota, Metazoa, Chordata, Actinopteri, Pleuronectiformes, Soleidae. Gene Ontology annotation, biological process: positive regulation of cell population proliferation; hemopoiesis.
ACAGCUGGGAAGAAGCUCUGCCCUCUGCUGGACACUCCAGACGCUGACACGUUCCUGCAGAACAACCCUAUUCCCUCUGGAGCCAAAUACAGCCUGCUGGCCUACACCACUCUGUCUCUGUCUGAGGCUGAGGGCAGCUUUCAGUCUCACUCCCUCAUUGUCCUCCAAAAUGCUGAGUGGUCAUCCUGGCUUCCGCUUUAUGGUAACCUCUGCUGUCGGCUGGUUGCGCAGCCUGUCUGUAUGACACAAAGCAUGAUGAGCGGCUACCUAAGUCAGAAGCAAAGUGUGGAGGGGAUGAACCGCUGCUGCAGUCUUUACUGUGUCUUGAGUGCGGGUUUUUUGUCCUGUUAUUUCACACCAGAAGAAAUUGAUGCAAAAGUGCACCCUACUCUCAAGAUACCGGUCAAUAAGAGCACCCAGAUCCGUGUGAUGGAGAAAGAGAGAACAGGCCAGAAAUCCCGGAGUAUGUCUAUUAUCAACCCUUCACGUGAGGGAUAUGAGACUGUUGUCUUCGCCACAGACACCAGGGAGGAACUGGAGGACUGGUUGGACACUCUCCACCAGCAUCUCUAUGAUCAGAGCCAGUGGCUGCACUGCUGCGACCAGCUAAUGAAGAUCGACGUCACAUCACCACGGAAACCAUCGCUCUUCCUCGCAAAGCAGGCCGACUCUGUUUACAACGACCUCAGUAUAAAUUCACCUGGCAGGUUUGAGAGCAUUGCUGAUAUUAUCCACAACAAGAUAGAGGAGACAGAUGGCCGCUUUCUAAUUGGUCACGAGGAGGAGAAGGAAGUGCCUCAUUGGUCGACUCUGUUCGAUGGAUCCCAUUCAGUUGUCGUGCAAAAGAGUAUUCUGUCCCAGAGCAAAACCUCCACCCCUUGUUCAAGCCCCAACUCCGGCUCAACAUCCAACAGCAACAAGAAGCGACGUGCCCCGCCCCCUCCCUCUGACAGAGUGGCUUAUACUCCUCCCACCCGUCCUGCCAGACCUCCUCUUCCUGCCAGACCUCCUCCUCCUCCUCCAGUCAUAUACCAGGAGAAGGAGAACACCAGCACUUGUGCUUCACGCCUGACCACAAGGUCCAAAACAGGCAGACCGUCUCUGGACGCCAAGUUUUCUGCCAUCAUCCAGCAGCUCCAGCGGAGCAAUGCUGGAGGUGCUGGGGCCUCCAGUCGCAAAAACGCUCCAUUGGGAGUCCUCGAUAUACAACCACAGGGUCCACCACAGCCUCCUCUCCAGCAGCUGGAGUACCAGAACGUCCAAUCCCAGGCACCUGAAACCACUGCAGAACAUGGUUUCAUCAGACCCAGUCAUGGUCCUGUUCCUGUACCAAGGAGCAAACUUAGGAAGUCUUUCAGAGAGAGGAUGAACCUGAAGGCGUUGUGAACCUGACCUUCAACUAUAUAUAUGCAUUUAAACAACUAAUACAUAUUAGUCCCUGUUGUAGAACUUUUCAGCUGAGCAAGGCAGCAUUGGUAAAAUUGCAAAUCACAAUAUAUUUGACUUGGUCUUAAUAGCAGUAUUGGGAGGAUAUUUUAAGAAAGACCGUGCUUCAAGUCUUUAAUAAUAAUGGAGUACUUUAUCAUUUUGAGGAAUAUGCUUAUCCGAUUUCUUGCCAACAGUUAAAUGUGCAGAUCAAUAACAAACUAAUAUCUGUACAAUAAAUAAAAGAAGCUGUAGUCACUUGAUGGAAAGCUUAGCUUUGUAUAACAAUUGAAAAAAAACCCAGCUAUCCUGGCUGAGGCAAUGAAUAUCAACUAACCAGCACCUCCAAAGCUUACUAAUUAUAUCAUGUUUAAUGUGUUAAAAAAGGACAAACUUACAGUUUUAUGGGAGAUGAAGUGUCAGUCUAUUUCUUGGCUGAGUGCAGUCGGUCUCAUCAUCGCCAGAAGAAUUUUUACCCACUAAUCCAGUCCAGAAAGUCACUGCUUCUAGCCAAGAAAAUGAAUAAUAAAUUAAACCUCAACGUUAACACAGUGUUUUUUUGUUUAACAGUGAGCUUUGUGAGUUACCUUUGAAAACAGCUAAGACUAACUGUUUUCCCUUCUUUCAGUCUUUGUGCCAAGAUAAGCCAUCCAUCUUUCAGCUUGGUAUUGACUGGAUAGGUAUUAGAAGUGAUAUCAAUCUUCACAUCUAACUCACAGCAACAAAGUGAAUCACUGUAUUUCCUAAGAUGUCAUGGCAUUGCUAUAACCUAAAGGAUGACUGUGUGACAUGAUAUCUAAAAGCGUCCUCACACCGUCCGUCAUGUUAACCCAAAUGCCAGGUGACACCUCAUAUUACAAUAUCAAUAUUGCAUUGAUACAUCUCCAGUCGCCAUUUCUCAACUUUUUUUCAUGUGCAGCUAACCCACAGAUGAAAUUGGAAGCUGUUGUGUUGGCUUGAGCACCACCAUCAUCAAUCCCACUAAAAUGGAAAGGCCUAUUUCUCUGCUCUGCCACUGGAACAUGGACUGAAGAAAAAGAGCCUUUCCAAAAGCACUCAAAUUGGAAUUGAUCCACUGGCCAACUGUGGAGGAGUCAUUCCUUUUGGAACUAUUGACUUAUUCCACUUACUGUGACGACUUUAUGACCACUAUGGCUGAUUUCAAGGGAACAGGAUUUUAGGAGCAAUUGCAAGCACUAAUGUGACUUCUCCAUUUCCCAGAGGUCUUAAUAAUGGAGCGACCUUGGUUUUCAGUGGCUACAUGGCAUGUCAAACAUAAUUUAACAGGGCCGCCAAGAAAAUGGUAUGAACAAAACUGAAUGCAUCGCUAUUUUGAGUGGCUAGAAUAAUGAACGCCCUUGUGUUUUUAUCUAUCUAGUACUGCUAGCCAUUUAUUUGAAACGCUCAAUGAUCAUGUGUUGAAAGAUGGGCUUCAUAAUUAACUGGAGUGUACAAAACAUUAGGUUUAGCUACUUUCUCUGACAUUGCCUCGCCUGGAGUAGCAGAAUGGGCAAGGCUACAGUCUCAUUUCUCUUUCUUUCUUUUUUUAUCUCACUCUGUAAAUUCUGUUUAAUCAAGAGGGGGAGAUGGGGAGAGACAGAUUACAGGAGGAUUUAGUUUAAGCCGUGAAAGAACUAGGAAUGGACUGAACAAAAGGGGGAUGCAGCUCAGUAUAUUAGCAUUGUGUUCAAAUGCCUCCCAUGAUUCGAGGGUAUUAACCAUUAAAUUAGUUCAUAGUAUGUUUUUACCUAUUCUGAUGUGGCUACACCUCAGGCUUUGUGAUGCUAAAACCAUCACAGUUCUGCGACACAUCCUGCAUUUCAUCUAUUUUAGUUAUACUAAAGCACAAAUACUUUACAUAAGUAUUUGUGCAAUUAUUACUGACCAUUACUGUGAAAAACAAACUCUUCUUUAUUGUUUUGGACAUUUGAGUGUUCAGCCCCGGUGACUUAUUUUCAAUACAACCAGUGGAAAAGGCACUCUAUUAAAAUUAACAUAGGAGAAAAGCAGGCCAGCUUGUGAUUAUAAAUGUAACUGUGAUUUAUGAUGCGGUCUAAACAUUGUCAGUUUGUUCUGGGCUAAACUCGUGAGCCAAAAUUUAUAUUCGUCCUUAAUGCGUUUUAAAAAUGUAAUUUCUUGUUCACGCAACGGCAACAAAUGUACCAGCUGUAAUUGAUGGGGUUUGUUUGUUGAUGAAAAUGUUGUGUAAUUCUGAGUGUAAUACCUUCAUGUUACCUCAGUUUUACUUUAGGCACAUUAAUUAUUUAGACUUUAAGUGGAACAGUUUUUUUGUAGAAGUAAGCAGCGACAUUAUAUAUUACUCUGUUCUCUGGUGCAGUAUAACUUGAGACUAGUGCAAUGUAAAAACAAAAUAAAACUGUUCUUAUUUUUGGUCUUCUAAAAGUGCAGUUUUCUCCUCCCUCUCCGUUCAUUGUCGUCUUGGUAGCUAACUGUAUUUUUUUUUUAUUAUUAUUUAAAUAUUGCUGAUCUGCAAUAAAACAGCCUACUUUCAA